AUGUCAAAUGUGGGCAUGGCUCAGCGCGAUGCGCUGUCCAAUAUGAGCGGAGGCUGCGCUGCGCCUGCUUGCGAUUCCACAACCCUAUCAACCUCGCCUUUCUGCAAGGCGCAUCAAGCACUCAGUCCUAGCCCUGGCCCUGGCGGUGGCUCUUCGUUGAAAAACAGCUUGCCCAGGGUCACUCAUUUCUCGGAAGCCCGGGUUGUGGCUAAGAGAGGUCACAACCGCAGUCGGAUACCAUCGUCAGGACGUACUUCGGUUAAGCCCCAAGCAUCUCCAAGCCCGAAUGAAAUCGCCAAAGGAAACAAGGCCCUGGGGUCCCCAGUGGGAACGAAAUAUCAAUCGUUUUUCGGCCCAGAGAAAGUGGAAGCUCAGACCAAGCCUAACCCUGUUGCGCCGGAGGAUAGGAGCAUGAGCCCGCCCAAAGACUUAAACAUCAAUGGGUACCAAGGGCAACGUGUGUCAUUCGCAACCAAUGUCCUCAGGUUCAGCAACGGACUGAAAGAAGAUGGAAAUGUCCCAGCUUCUAAUAUAUCCCCACCAGAGAUGAACCACUGCGCUGAGAUCUCAGACCAGGCAAUCUUGAAUUCGAAAGUCAGGGAAGAAAAAAGUCACAGCGUUUCUCUCACUCCUGAAAGGACUCAGCCCACUGUCUCCAAUCCUACGUCGAACGGAAAAGAGGUAUCACAGGGUCGCGAGGACAUGGAGUUGGAGGAUGAGGGGGUAGAGGUAUCACCACUCACUCCAGUCCAAGUAUCAACACAAGAACCCAUAAGCAAUGGCCAAACUCCCAGCAAAGUUGUUUGGGCCAAUUUACCUCCUCCUAUACAACGCAUCGCUUCUCCGAACAGCACAGAUUCCGGGGAAAUGUCCGAUGACGAAGAUGAGGAGCCUCUAAUUCGUUCACGCUUGGGCAAGAGGAGAUUCAUCAUGAUGGAUCACGAUGAUUCCGAAAGUAUCUAUGAGCCAUCAUCGGCGCGAGAAUCUACCUAUUCUCAGAGUCCCCAGAUUCUCGCCCAAGAGUCAGGUGAUGAAUACAUGCCAAUGGUUCCGGAGUUACCCGUCCUGUCGCCCCAACACCACGAUGGCAGUGAUUCUCAUAGCACUGUUACCAGUAAUUCUUCGCAUGGCAACCGCCCUGUGGUGUCUACAGUCAUUACCCGUUCCAGAGUGAGAAGUGAGGCGCGCAGGGCAAAGAGACUGGCCGAAUUUGAUUCGGAUGCAUUUGACGCAAUGAUACAGAAACAGAGUGAGUUGUCACCUAACGUUGUUUCCGCCUCGCCCCGUUCUCCCAGAAAGGUGAUGGCUGCAAAGGAGGACGACCGAGUAGCUCUGCAUGUGAACCCGGCCAUUCAUGGGAUGCAUAACCGAUCAGAAGAGUGGCAUCAGAGAAAGGCAAAGGAAAUCAAAAGCCGUGGCGGGCGAAAAGCUUGGUUCGGAAAGGUCCAUGAGAGGCAACGCUAUAUACAUGCAAAAGCGGAGGAGGCAGCGAAGGAACGUGAAAGGGCUCUACGAGCGGGGGAAAUGCCUCCUCAUCGAGAUCCACAGCCUCGGGUGUACAAAAGAACCCUGGAUUUUGGAGACAUUCCUAUGGCAGAGCUUCCAGAGGAUGUGAAGAAAAACAAAGCCUGGAUGAAGGCGUGUGCCUGGCAUCGCGCGACGAAAAGCCAGCCUAUCCAGCGACAGGUCCCCCAGAGGACAGCAGAAGAGGCCCAGCGAAAUAUUCAUGUUCAAAGGGCGACAGAAGAAGCUCAUCGGUUUUACCUGGAUGCAUUGAAAAGCCACGGCUUGGCUGGUAAAGAGAAGGCGAAAUAG
Ilyonectria robusta is the source of this 1815-nucleotide messenger RNA. RefSeq lists its product as uncharacterized. NCBI's taxonomy places the organism in Eukaryota, Fungi, Ascomycota, Sordariomycetes, Hypocreales, Nectriaceae. Bases 1 to 1815 code for a protein of 604 amino acids. The record is from RefSeq and is a predicted model, not a curated record. The transcript has a single exon.